Messenger RNA from Penicillium pulvis, 948 nucleotides. RefSeq names its product 3' exoribonuclease family protein. The coding region runs from base 1 to 948 and encodes 315 amino acids. Gene Ontology annotation, biological process: poly(A)-dependent snoRNA 3'-end processing; U4 snRNA 3'-end processing; rRNA catabolic process. The record is from RefSeq and is a predicted model, not a curated record. The transcript has 2 exons. Gene Ontology annotation, cellular component: nuclear exosome (RNase complex); nucleolus; cytoplasmic exosome (RNase complex). Lineage: Eukaryota; Fungi; Ascomycota; Eurotiomycetes; Eurotiales; Aspergillaceae.
AUGAAUGACCGACGAAGAAUCAAUGGCCCGCCAGGAGGUACCCGGCCAGCGGUCUUUGCAUCGCACCUUGAAUCAAGCAGCGCGGCUGAUCGAGCCCGCCGCGAGCGCCAACCAACCGAGCUCCGGAAAAUCUUCCUGAAGACGGGUCUAAUCCCUUCCGCCUCUGGCUCGUCAUAUCUCGAAUUUCAACCCUCUGCUUCUCUUGCCGCCGCACGCGAAACCCCCAAAUCAUUGAUCCCGCCUUCCUCAGCUUUGAAACUUGCCUGCACAGUCCAUGGCCCGAAACCAUUGCCUAGAUCUGCGGCUUUCUCCCCGAAUCUUGUUCUUACCACACAUGUCAAGUACGCACCUUUUGCGGCCCGCAAAAGAAAGGGACAUAUUCGCGAUGCAAGCGAGCGGGAUCUCGGCGUCCACCUGGAAACUGCCUUGCGAGGAGCCAUCAUUGCCGAGCGCUGGCCCAAAUCUGGCAUUGAUUUGACCAUUACUAUCUUGGAGGCUGAGGAUGAUAGGUGGUGGGCAGAUGCUCCGGACUCGCACGAUGCUUCGUGGGGUAUGAUGAAUGUUCUGGCUGGCUGUAUUACUGCUGCAUCGGCUGCCAUUGCCGAUGCCCAUAUUGACUGCUUGGACCUCGUCGCUGGUGGUGUCGCUGCACUGGUUUCAGAUGACUCUGGUGAUUCUUCGACUACAUCCCCCCGGCUUAUGCUGGAUACUGAUCCGGCCGAGCAUCGCUCCAUCAUGUCUGCUUGUGUUGUGGCUUAUAUGCCUGCUCGUGAUGAAAUUACCGAGCUUUGGCUUAAGGGAGACAGUUCCAAGGCGGCUUUGGGAGAUGGCGAUGCGAGAAGUGCCCAUGAAGCCUUAAUAGAUGGCGCUGUGGAUGCCGCGAGGGGGGCAUACUCUGUCCUUGGUGAUGCUCUUCGGGAAUCUGUUUUGCAGACCAUCCAGUCUUAA